Messenger RNA from Polyodon spathula (Mississippi paddlefish), 1465 nucleotides. Its product is annotated as apoptosis-associated speck-like protein containing a CARD. NCBI's taxonomy places the organism in Eukaryota, Metazoa, Chordata, Actinopteri, Acipenseriformes, Polyodontidae. The record is from RefSeq and is a predicted model, not a curated record. The transcript is spliced from 3 exons. Gene Ontology annotation, biological process: innate immune response; inflammatory response; regulation of apoptotic process. The coding region runs from base 48 to 662 and encodes 204 amino acids.
UGUUGUCAAAGUGGCUCGUACACGCUGUACACGAAAUUUGAACUGAGAUGGACAAAAAAACUGUCAAGGAUCACAUCAUAAAUGCUUUGGAUGACCUUCAACAAAACGAACUGAAGAAAUUCAGACACAAACUGUGCGACACGGAUUUUGAAGAUGGGUUGAAAAUUGCAAAGGGGAAAGUGGAAGGAGCGGAUAGUUUAGACUUGGCAGAUAUAAUCGUCAGGACCUUUUCGGAAAGUAACUCUGUCAGAGCGACUGUCAGGGUUUUGCGUGCCAUUGGAGAAAAUCAACUGGCCAACAAUCUAGAAAUGAAGACAGGACAAGCAGGUCAAAUGCCUGGAGCUAUGGAGAGAACCGCUAGGAACGCUGGUGGAAGGCUUGGCUUAAUGGAGAAUGGAGUUCAUUUUGUAGACAGGCACCGAGAAGCGCUGAUCAGAAGGACCCCUAUCGUCGCACCCAUUCUGGAUGCCCUACUCUCAGAAAAGAUGAUACAUGAAGAAUUAUACACCGAAAUUGUGAACAACCCCAAUGAAACACCUCAGAGUAAAAUGAGAAAGCUGUUCCUCGCUACCUCGGCCUGGGGCACCAUGCAAAAAGAUUAUUUUUACAAAUUAUUGGAAAGAGAGCAGCCCUUCCUGAUUGAAGAGCUGCAGAAGAUCUAAUUUGAUAACUCACUUUUUAGAUUGCUUUUACCCCUCUCUUCUCCUCACUCUUUCCCUGUUCCCUAGAAUCAUGCAUGCAUUUUCCAACAGUGUUGUCCCUACGAUGUCAAGUGUCAUUUUAAAGCUGGCUUUAUGACAAUGGCUGCAGCACUAGGCACAAUUAUGAAAUCGAAUACAUGCAGAAUUCACAGCUGAAUUGGUUGCAUUUAACAGAAUUUAAUAGACACAGUGCCUUUUUAUAUACUGCACAAAACGGCUGUAAAAUACUUCCCAUCUGGACUCCACAUUGCACUUGCAUUUCCUUGGUCACUUCACACCAGCAGUGUUCUCCUGCGUCAAAACAAUGCCUCUGAUAUCCCUAGGGAGAGAAUUCCCAAACAAAGGGGUAUAUGACUAAAUGCCUUAGGAAGGGACCACAAGGAGAUCAGCCUCAGCAGAUCGAAGGCUGUGGUGAGGCGUGUGUCUUCAAACCAACUCUGCAAGAUAGGGAGGAGCAAGACCACGCGGAGAGCAAUACAUUCGCAAAAAAUAUGUACAAAAGCUCAUAAAUAAUCUUACUGCAUGAAUUAUGUUGUAGGUUUUAUAAGGGUCUGCUGUUUGCUGGAACAAUAUAAUCACAAACACACUUCUAGCUCAUCUUGUUAGUUUUACAAAUACAGCCUUUGACCUCUUGUUAAGCCUGACAUAUUACUGUUUGCAUUCUGUUUCUGCUAUUCUGUUAUUGGAUCUAUGUGUUCACCAGGAAAUCCAUAUCUACUGUACAAUCCCAGAGUGCUGAAUUAAUUAAAAAUAAUAUUAAAAGA